Molecule: messenger RNA, 1024 nt
Organism: Aquila chrysaetos chrysaetos
Lineage: Eukaryota; Metazoa; Chordata; Aves; Accipitriformes; Accipitridae
Gene: MRPL32
Product: mitochondrial ribosomal protein L32
Exons: 3
Coding region: 74-634 (186 amino acids)
Biological process (GO): translation
Cellular component (GO): mitochondrial large ribosomal subunit
Molecular function (GO): structural constituent of ribosome
Source: RefSeq, a predicted model, not a curated record
GCAUGCCCAGUGCGACCUCGGGCGAGCGACCGCAUUCCCCUCCUCUGAGGCCUUGGCGGGGCUGUGUGGCGAUAUGGCGGCCCUAGUGGUGGUCUUUUGUCCGCUGCCGCGGCUUCGCGGACUCCUUCAGCGCUGCUGGGGGCGGCUGGAGCGCGGCCUCUUGCUGGGUUUCUCCGGGGGCCAGAGCCCGCCCUGGGGACCAGCAUUAGCUGUCCAAGCUCCAGCUUGUCUUCCAGAGCCAGUAGGCGACACCAGAGAAAGUAACGAGGCGCCCAGCUUCUUAGAUAGCAUCUUGUGGAUGGCGGCACCAAAGAAAAGGCGCACCAUUGAAGUGAACCGCUGCAGGCGAAGAAAUCCCAAUAAGCUUAUAAAAGUAAAGAGGAACAUAGAUGUUUGUCCUGAGUGUGGAAACUUGAAACAGAAGCAUGUCCUUUGUGGCUAUUGUUAUGCAAAGGUCAAAGCAGAAACUCGACUGAUACGGAUGGAAAUACGUAAAAAGGAGGGAGGACCAUUUAAUACUCCUACUGUAGAGACUGUCGUCCUUUAUGAUGGAGAAAAGCCCACAGAAAAAGACGAAGGCAAGCGGAUCAUUGAAAGAGCCAGGAAGCGUCCGUCUUGGUUUGUUCAAAACUGAUGCUUUAGAACUAAUGCUAAGAAAAACAGUUGCUACAGCAAGAGAGAUCAUGUUUUUCAAGAAUGUUUUCCUUGUUUUGUUCAUGCAAUGUUGAUAUGGAUAACCUAUGCACUUUUGGGAAUCCUGCUUGAAUCAUGUGUCAUGCCAUAUGGUGUUGCAGUCAGGUGUUGUUUCUAUAGCAUGCAGUGGGAAAUGCUUCUCAGUGAUACAUCGUAACAGUCAACAAUUAAAGAGAAAUCAGGAUCUACCUUGGGUUUGGACAUCUGUGUACAGUACACUGAAUAAUUUGUAUGUUAAUGUUCUAUGCUAGUUUUGUAAAUAACAUUUUUUUUCAACAAAGGGAAAACAUUCACAGAUGUAAAAUAAAGUAUGUUAAGUAUCCUAGGGAAA